CUAAACAUCUCGGAAACUACUAAUUUGCGAAGUAGACCUUGUGUAGUCGUGCCAUCAUUUUUAAUGCUUAACACGAUGGAAAAUAAAAGGCGGUUUCUUUUAGAAAGAUGUAUGAUUUCAGGCAUUACGACGGAAUACCUAUCAAGAUAGUCUGUACGAGAUAGCGACGUAUUAUUUCGAUGGACACGGGAAGGCAGUUAGACCAAUGGUCACUAUAUUAAUGGCCAGAGCUAUCAAUUAUCAUAUAUGCAAAGAAAAUGGUGGUCUUAUGAAAUCCCAAAGAGAGGUGGCGAUGAUUUCGGAAAUGAUCCACACCGCGUCGCUGGUGCACGAUGACGUCAUAGACCAGUCAGACUUCAGGAGAGGAAAACCCAGUGUCCAACGUCAAGUGGAACCAUAAAAAGGUUACGAUGGCGGGUGAUUUCAUCCUAGCAGUAGCUUCCAUGAUGAUUUCUAGAAUAAGAAAUAACGAUGUUACCUUAGUACUAAGUCAGGUAGUAACGGAUCUAGUCCAAGGCGAGUUCAUGCAAUUAGGAGCCAAGGAGACGGAAAACGAACGAUUUGCUCACUAUCUCACCAAAACAUAUAGGAAAACGGCCUCGCUGAAAGCCAAUUCUCUCAAAGCGGUUUCCGUGCUAGCAGGUGCCGACGAGAAAAUCACAGACAUAGCGUACCAGUAUGGACGGAACCUAGGGUUGGCUUUCCAACUGGUGGACGACCUGUUGGACUUCGUUUCUUCGUCUGAUACAAUGGGCAAACCAACUGCAGCGGAUUUGAAACUGGGACUUGCGACGGCACCAGUGCUGUUCGCCUGCGAAAAGUACCCAGAGCUAAACCCGAUGAUAAUGCGCCGUUUUCAAGAACCGGGCGACGUGGAACGCGCCUUUCAGCUGGUCCACAAAUCCAACGGGCUGCAGCAAACGCAGUUUUUGGCCAAACAACACUGCCAGGAGGCCGUACGAUUGGCGAACAUGCUCGAGGAGAGCCCAUUCCAAAAAGGCCUCAUUGUCACUGCGGACCUUGUUUUGAACAGGAUGAAAUGAGGUGCUAUCUUUAACGGAAUACUCAAUAUCAGAGUCGGUUGGGCAGUUAAUAAGGGGGUUUUUGUGGGUAUUUUUGAGGCUUCCGUGAGUCCAAGAGGUGUUUCAUGUGUGUGAAUGUGUGCCCGAUUUGUAACUUGAGGAUAUUGUUGGUUCUAGCAGUUUAGAACUAAAAAGGUAACAUGUGAAGAGAAGGGAUGUUUGACCAACAUUUCUUGUUUCCAUUUAUAUUUGUCGCUUAUAUAAUUUAAAACUCUUGUUGUACGAUAUUAUGGAAGAUUAUAUUGUUGCAAUAUAUUGAAUUUUUACCAUAUUUAUAUAUUUCUUUGACAUACCAUACAAUACACUUUAAAAUAUAUGAGUGUUGAAGAUAUGUAGUUUUAUUAUUUAUUUUAAAUGAAUUGUAUGUAUAUAAAUAUUUUAGGUUUGAAUAUUUGUAUAGGUGGGUGUACUGCGGUAAAAUUAUUAAAUUGUAUAAAGCAAAGAUAUUGAAAUAAUUUAUCGUUAAUGCUAAUAACGCAAAAAGGUGUGUCUUAAAAAAAUGUAAAGUUUAAUCAAGGAGGAACAAUUUUAUGUAUCCUUUAAAAUAAUUCUGUAAAAAAGUUAUGUUUACAAUAGGCCACUCGGAGUCGUAGCUGUUUUGUCUUUAUUAUGGCAUGUCGGUGUGGCACUGUACAAUCAGAGAUUUGCAAAUUAUUGUCGCACCACACCAUUUGCUUUUAACGGGCUACUGUCUAAGAUAUAGCCAUUUUUGUACGUAUUGUAAUGCAUACUAUUUGUAAUGAAUGUAAUGUAUAUUUCUGAAAAUAUUCUAUCAAAGUUGUAUAUAAUACACGCAUAGUGUUUAUAGAUGUAUUUUUAUAAUUGUUGUGUUAAAUAAAUGAAAUUGAAGGUA
Messenger RNA from Acanthoscelides obtectus, 1935 nucleotides. Lineage: Eukaryota; Metazoa; Arthropoda; Insecta; Coleoptera; Chrysomelidae. The record is from the annotation of a GenBank genome assembly.